AUGGAUCGGGAGAAAGGAAAAAAUGCAGUAAUAAAUUUGAAUGAAGAGGACGAGAAUUGUGAGUCAUUUAGCUCAAGUGAAGAAGAAUUCAUUUCCUCGGAAAAAAUAGAAAAAAAUUAUCCUGUUGAUGAUAUGGAUGAAGAAGUGAUGAAUAUGGUAUUUGACAGUGAGGAAGAUGCAUAUGAGUUCUACAAUUUGUAUGGCAAGCUCACUGGUUUUGGCAUUAAGAAGGCAGAUGUUAAAAUUAGUCAAGAUGGAACUGUACGGUAUAGAAAAUUCGCAUGUUCUAGGGAAGGAAAAAGGCACGAGAGAUAUUACAAUCUAGCACAGAGGAUUAGGCAGCCCAGGCCAGAGACAAGGACAGGAUGUCUUGCAUGUCUACGCAUCAAACAUGACAAAGCAUCUGAAAAAUAUGUGGUGACGAAUUUCGUGAAAGAACACAAUCACAAAAUGGCUUCCAAAUCAAGCAUUCCAUAUCUAUGGUCUCAUCGACACGUAACAGAUGCCGAUUAUGCUCAAGUACGAACAAUGAAAAUGGCAGGGGUGAAAACAAGUCAGGUUAUGAAAUUUUUUGCAAUGCAGUGUGGUGGAUAUGGUAAUGUUGGAUUUGUGCUAAAAGACCUAUAUAACCGUGUCGAUGAAGAAAGGAGAGUCUUGAUUGAGGCUGGGGAUGCAAAAAAUGCAAUUGCAUAUUUCAAUGGAGGAAGGCCAGUGACAAAUCAUUCAUCUUUGAAUAUGAUGUGGACGAAGAAUCAAGCCUUGGUAUCGGGCGAGAGUGUUGAAGAAUAUGAGUGGCUCCUUCACACAUUAACCAAAGCUAUGGGAGGACGAAAGCCAAAGGCUGUGAUAACAGAUGGGGACAAAGCAAUGAGGAGGGCAAUAAAUAAUGUGUUCCCAGAUGCUCGACAUAGAUUAUGCAUUGGCAUUUGA
Molecule: messenger RNA, 930 nt
Organism: Coffea arabica (coffee)
Lineage: Eukaryota; Viridiplantae; Streptophyta; Magnoliopsida; Gentianales; Rubiaceae
Source: RefSeq, a predicted model, not a curated record